Molecule: messenger RNA, 885 nt
Organism: Prorocentrum cordatum
Lineage: Eukaryota; Dinophyceae; Prorocentrales; Prorocentraceae
Source: the annotation of a GenBank genome assembly
AUGCUGACAGUGCACGGCCGCACCCGGUUUCAGAACAAGGAGGCGACAGGGCCUUGCGAUUUGGAGGCAGUAGCUGCCAUCCGCCGUGCAUUGGUCAUCCCCGUGAUCUCGAACGGGGGCGUGGCCAGCCAUGCAGACUUGCUGCGGUGCCUCGAGGUUACUGGAGCUGCCGGCGUGAUGUCCUCGGAGGCAGCCUUGGAGAAUCCGGCCAUCUUCUGCGGCAAUUUCGACGCCGGCGGCGCCUACGUCGACCAGGAUCGCCUGGCGCGGGAGUACCUGGACCUGGCGGAGAUGUACCUGCCAGGCGCAGGCUCCGCAGACGAGUGCCCGAAGUGCGUCAAGGCGCAUGUCUUCAAGCUCGUGUACGCGGGGCUGCAGGACAACCACGACCUCCGCGACCGCGUCGGCUCCGCCAGGUCUCUGCCAGAGUUCCGGGCCGUGGUGGAGGAGAGCUGUCGGCGCGGGGCUGGGCGCAGCCCAUGCACAACGCUGGCCCGGAGCUCUUCCCAGGCGGGCGUGGUACUUCCGGCACCGGCUCCGCGCCGCGGGGCCGAGCGGCGCGGCGGCGGGCCCGGCGCCGCCCAGCGGCACGCAGGAGGCGCCGGAGGACCGAGGACUCGGCGUGGGCGCCUCCGAGCCUCUUCGACUGACGCCGCCGCGCCCGUAUUGGGCAGUCUCCUCGUCCUCCUCUCUGCCCUCAUCCUCCGCUUUUUAUGUUGGUUCCCCUCCCCCUCUCCGCCCCCACAACCUCCUGAUCACCCGAAGGGUGCUCGUAUAGGUUGUCUUGGUUUUGUAAUGGGACCUUUCAGCAGCGCGCCAGACAGCGCCUCGACGCGCACAUUUGUGCAUGUCACGAGUGCGAUUGCGGUCGCCGCGCGGCGCUGA